Molecule: messenger RNA, 8729 nt
Organism: Ornithorhynchus anatinus (platypus)
Lineage: Eukaryota; Metazoa; Chordata; Mammalia; Monotremata; Ornithorhynchidae
Gene: UTP20
Product: UTP20 small subunit processome component
Exons: 62
Coding region: 102-8516 (2804 amino acids)
Cellular component (GO): 90S preribosome; nucleolus; small-subunit processome
Source: RefSeq, a predicted model, not a curated record
CCAGCUAAGGGUGGCGCACGUGCGCGGAGGGCCGCCCCGCUCGCUUUUCCCCGCGGGAUUCAGCGCCCCCCGGCUUUGGGCCCCCUCCCCUCGCCGCCGCCAUGAAGCCGAAACCCACCUCCCACAAGUCCAAGAACACCUACCGGUUUCUGACAUUCUCUGAACGCUUAGGGAAUAUUAACAUCGAUGUUAUUCAUCGCAUUGACAGGACUGGGAGUUAUGCUGAGGAGGUCGAAACCUACUUUUAUGAAGGACUUCAGAAAUGGAGAGAAUUGAAUCUCACAGAACAUUUUGUGAAAUUUUACAAAGAAGUUGCCAACAAAUGCCAAUCAUUCAACCAGUUGGUCUACCAUCAGGGUGCCAUAGUCCAGAGUUUGAAGACUCACCUGCAAAUUAAGAAAAGUCUGGCUUACGAACCCCUCUUGGACCUGGUUGUUCAGUUGGCUCGAGAUUUGCAGACAGACUUCUACCCACAUUUUCAAGAUUUUUUUCGGACCAUUACUUCACUUCUUGACACCCAGGACACAGAGCUGUUAGAAUGGGUUUUUACCUCUCUCUCUUACCUUUACAAAUACUUGUGGAGGCUAAUGGUGAAAGACAUGCCAAAUAUAUACAGUUUAUACAGUACACUCCUGGCUCACCACAAAUCACAUAUAAGAAAUUUCGCAGCUGAGAGCUUCACUUUUUUAAUGAGAAAGGUUUCUGAUCAAAGUGCUCUCUUCAACUUAAUGUUUCUUGACCUUGAAGGACAUCCAGGAAAGGUGGAAGGUGUCGGGCAGUUACUUUUUGAAAUGUGUAAAGGAGUUAGAAACAUGUUCCAUUCUUGUGCAGCCAAGGCAAUAAAGUUAAUUCUGCAAAAACUAGGGCCAGUUACAGAGAAAGAAGCGAAAUUACCCUGGAUUCUAGUUGGCAAAGCACUGAAACAUAUGAUGAAAUCUGCUGCAUUUUAUAUACACCAAGAGCAUUUUAAUAUUUUAUAUGAAUGUUUAAAUGAGUCACUCUUGGAGUUACAAGAGAAACCAUCCAAGGCCACAGGUUGUGAAAGUUCAAAACAGAUUGAAAGGUUAUUAGAAGCAUACCUGGUUCUUGUGAAACACGCUAACGGGUCUAAGAUCACUAAACCUGAAGAUGUUUGCAAGAUGUUAUCCCAAAUGUUGAAAACAGAUGACCUCUCAAAAUCUUGCUGUAAGACUCUCCUAGAAGUUAUUUCUACUUUGAUACUGGACGAGAAUGUUUCCUUGCCAGAACCACUGAUAAAAGAAACAGUAGAAAAGACUUUUGAGAGUGGAUUUAAAAGGUGUUUAAUUUUGGGCUUCGCUGAAGUUAUGUUUGCUAUGGAGCAGUUUGAAAAGCUUUUCCUCCCAAGCUUUCUUAUGUAUAUCAAGAACUGCUUUUUGGUUGAAGAUGUCAUGGCCAAGGAUGAAGCCCUAGCCAUUUUGGCUAAACUUAUUUUGAACAAAGCAGAACCUCCCACUGUUGGUUCAAUGGCGUUUGAAAAAUAUCCUCUUGUUUUCACAGAACAAUCUGUUGGAGCCUAUACAAGACAAAUGAAGAGAAAGAGAGAUGAAGAAGUAGAACAAACUCCAGUAUUGGAUCAUGUUUUAUCUUUAAUUCAGUUGUCACCAAAUGAAAACAUUCCUGAGCUUUCACGUCAUUGGGCAGCUCUUGUUGUUCUCCCUCAUAUUAGACCACUUGAAAAAGAGAAAAUUCUUCCACUGAUCACAAGCCUCAUAGAAUCACUGUUCUUGGCUGUUGGCAGAGGAAACCUUGGUAAAGGAAGCCUGUUUGUCAUGUGCCAGGCAGUAAUCACACUGCUAACUUUAGAAGAGUCUUCUGAAAUUCUCCAUUUGGUGCCUGUGGAAUGGGUCAAGAAUUUGAUAAUGAUGUUCCCUUCUGAACCAUCUAUCUUGCUAUUGGCUGAUCUGUAUUAUCAGAGACUAGCCUUGUGUGGCUCUAAGAAGCCCCUUUCUGAAGAGUCUUUGAUGGAAUUAUUUUAUAACUUACGAGCAAACCUCUCAACUGGCGUAUCCAAGAUUCGACUUCUGACAAUACGAAUCCUAAACCAUUUUGAGGUCCAAGUCCCGGGACUGACAGAGGAUGACAGUAUGGAGGAGCGUCAGUCUGUGUUUGCCAUUUUACUGCAAGCUGAACUUGUCCCAGCAACUGUGAAUGAUUACAGAGAAAAGCUGCUGCAUUUGAGAAAACUGAGACAUGAUGUGGUACAAACUGCAAUACCCAAUGAGCCUUUACAGGAGGUGCCACUUUCUUAUUUACUAAGCAUGUUAUAUAUUAACUUCAGUCCUCUCUGGGAUCCUGUUAUUGAACUCAUUAGUUCUCAUGCAAAUGAAAUGGAGAACAAACAAUUCUGGAAAGUCUUCUAUGAACAUUUAGAAAAAGCUGCUGCCCAUGCUGAGAAAGAACUACAAGGUAACUUGCAAGAAAACCAGAAAUACACUGGUGAUGAAGGCUGGAAAAAAGGAGGACAAGUGGGAACGCUUUUUCAUGACCAACUGAAAUUGAGAACUGACUGCAGGGAAAGGCUGGAUCAUACCAAUUUUCGGUUUCUUCUCUGGAAGGCACUUGCAAAAUUCCCAGAAAGAGUAGAGCCCAGAUCAAGGGAACUCUGCCCACUUUUCUUGAGAUUUAUGAGAAAUGAGUACUAUACAACAGAUCUUCAAGUUGCUCCAACUCAAGACCUUCGUAAAAAAAGCCAUGUGCUACAAGAAGAAGGAAUGGAAGUGACUCCCUCAAAAGAUGAGGAAGAGUUAACAGAAGAAGCUGACUUGGCAGAAUCACCCAUACUUGUAGAGUUACCAAAAAACAAAACAAGAAGAGCUGCAGCAAAACAGUUGAUUGCACACCUUCUGGUUUUUUCUAAAUUCUUAAAUCCUCGUGCUCUGUACCUGGAACCAAAAUUAAAUGAGCUAUACAGUCAAUUAUUGUUGCACCAAGAUCAGGAAGUGCAAAAAAUGGCGCUAGAGUGUAUAAUGACCUACAAGGACCCACACGUAUUACCAUACAAGGACAACUUACAGAGGUUGCUGGAAGACAGGAGCUUUAAAGAAGAAAUUUCCCAUUUCAAUAUUUCUGAAGAGAAUACUAUAGUGAAAGCAACCGACAGAGCAGAACUUUUUCCUGUACUUCUAAGAAUUCUCUAUGGGAGAAUGAAGAACAAGACUGGUAGCAAAACACAAGGCAAAUCUGCAGCGGGUACCCGUAUGUCUCUUGUUCUGAGGUUUCUGGCUGGCUCAUUACCUGAAGAGAUCCACAUGUUUUUGGAUUUGCUGUUUGAACCAGUGAAACACUUCAGUAAAGGACCAUGUCAUUCUGCAGUUUUGCAAGCAGCAGAAGAACUGGAUUUGUCAAAAGUCCUCCCCUUGGGUCGUCAACAUGGUGUUUUAAACAGCCUUGACCUCGUAUUAAAAAACAUGGGUCAUUUAAUCAGCCCGUAUCUUUCCGAGAUUCUGCAGAUACUGCUCUGUAUGACAGCAACUUUCUCAUACAUCCUUGAACACAGAGAAAAGAUACAGCUGAGGUUUAUUAACCCACUGAAAAAUUUGAGGCGAAUUGGGAUCAAGCUUGUAGCUGAAUUCUUUUCGGAUCAGGAAUCCUACAACUUCAGCACGGAAGAGAUCGAUGCGGUUUUUUAUGGUACAGUGUGGCCCCAGGUAUGCAGGCUUUCUUUUGAGAGCCAGUAUUCCCCUACUUUGCUACUGAAGCUAAUCCACAUUUGGAGCCAAAAUCCUAGGUAUUUCCCUUUGCUGGCCAAACAGAAACCCGGACAUCCAGAAUUUGAUGUCCUGACAAAUGUUUUUGCUCUUCUCUCGACCAAAAAUGUGUCUGAAUCCACAGUCAGUGUCGUGAUGGCUAUAGCUGAUAAUCUCCUCAACAUUCCAGAUUUUGAGCCCACAGACACAAUCUCCAGCUUGAUUGUGACAGAAUGUGUAUAUGCUGACAUCGAGGAAACUGCAGAAGAGCCUCUCAGUAUAGGUACAAAAUUAGUUUUCCCUCACGUUGCUGCUGUCCUUCAAUAUCUCAGCAAAGCCAUGGCACAUGCAGUAAAAGUGAAAAAGAAAAUGUGUCGAGAACAAGUCAGCAAGGAGCUCAGCAUUCUCUCCAAGAUCAGCAGCUUUAUUAAAGACAAAAGCCAGAGCUCCGUACUCAUUUCGCUGCUUCUUCCUUUCCUUCACCGGAGGAACAUUCCAGAGGAAACAGAAGUUGAUAUUCUUGUAACAAUACAAAACUUGUUGAGACACUGUUUGGAGCCUUUGAAUUUCCUCAAACCCUUGGCAAAACUUUUCUCAGUUAUUCAGAAUAAAAUAUCUCGAGAGACACUUUGUACGGUUUUUCAAACUCUCUCUGAAUUUGAGGGUGAAUUAAAUUACGUCACAGAUGUAGUCAAGCUGAAUGCCUUUGAUCAUCGGCAUCUCGAUGACGUCAACUUUGAUGUUCGCUUGAAAGCAUUCCAGAGAAUCACGUCUUACAUUAAAGAGAUGGCAAAAGUGGAUGUCGGCUAUCUAAUUCCAGUUAUGCAUAACUGUUUCCACACUCUGCAGCUAGGAGAUAUGUCACUGAGUGAUUGUGCCAGCUUGUGCUUGAUGAGUAUAAUCAAACGUCUUGCCGCCCUGGGCUUCACGGAACAAGAAUUCAGAGAAAUAAUCCAACGUACCCUACUCGAGAAUUUGAGAAAAGGACUGAAGAGUAAGACUGAGAGUGUGCAGCAAGAUUACACCACAGUACUUUCCUGUUUGAUUCAAACAUUUUCAAACCACCCAGAAUUUAAAGACCUGGUUCAGCUCACUGAUUGCCAUGAUCCAGAGAUGGACUUCUUCGAGAACAUGAAACAUAUUCAGGUCCAUCGAAGAGCCCGUGCCUUGAAGAAACUGGCAAAACGUCUGAUGGAAGGGAAGAUCAUAUUAUCUUCUAAAUCUCUCCAGAACUACAUCUUGCCUUAUGCAGUAACCCCAAUUUUUGAUGAAAAAAUGCAAAAGCAUGAAAAUAUAAUUAUCGCUUCCACAGAAGUUGUAGGAGCUGUUUGUGCACAGAUGUCAUGGACAGCAUAUAUGUACCAUCUGAAGUAUUUCAUUCAUGUCUUGCAAAUGGGAAAGAUCAACCAAAAACUGGGUGUUAGUGUAUUAGUGACAGUGUUGGAAGCUUUCCACUUUGAUCAUGAAACACUUGAAAAACAAAUGGAGAAGAUUCAGAAUAAAGGAAAUGCCAUGGAGGUGGAUGAGUUACCGGAGACUGAAGUUAUGGAAGUGGAACACGAUGAGGAGGAGAACGAGAAGGAAAACGAGAAAGAAGAUAAAACCAGUAUUGGGCCUGAGAAUAGUGAGAAGCUCGAGGACCAUGUCCUAACUAAGCCUGAAAAAACAGCUGCUGAACAAGUUCAGGACACUAAGAAUCUUCCAAAAUCCCUUUCUUCCCUGCCCCGGAAUAAGGAGGAGUUAGAGGGCCUGAUUAAACACAUUCGUGCAGCCCUAACACAAAACAUUCUACCGAAGCUGCAUAAAUGCCUUGCUGCUAAGACGAAAAGAGAUGACGAGCACAAGCUUAUAAAAUCCAAAGUUGUCAAUGAUGAGGAAGUUGUUCGGGUGCCAUUAGCAUUUGCUAUGAUUAAGUUGAUGCAGUCCCUCCCUCAAGAUGUUAUGGAAGCAAAUCUGCCAAGCAUUCUGCUGAAAGUAUGUUCGCUUCUGAAGAACAGAGCCCAGGAAAUCCGUGACAUUGCCCGCAGUACCCUUACCAAAAUAAUAGAGAGUCUGGGCGUAAAUUAUCUGCAGUAUGUUUUGAAAGAGAUGCAGAGCACCCUUGUGCGUGGAUAUCAGCUUCAUGUGCUAACAUUCACUACUCACUUACUGUUGAACAGUCUCACAAGCAAGCUGAAAGCGGGGGAUUUGGAUUCUUGCUUGGACAUAUUGAUUGAGGUUUUUAAUCAUGAAUUGUUUGGAGCCAUUGCUGAGGAAAAGGAAGUAAAGGGAAUCACAUCCAAAGUCAUGGAAGCCCGAAAAAGCAAAAGUUAUGAUUCUUAUGAAAUCCUUGCCAAAUUUAUAGGGAAGGAUCAAGUAACAAAGCUUAUACUUCCAUUGAAAGAGAUCUUAGAGCACACCACAAGUUUUAAACUGUCUAAAAAAGUGCAUGAAACUUUACGCCGCAUCAUGGCAGGUUUAUUAGUGAACAAGGAAAUGACUGCAGAAUCCAUUCUGGUGCUCUGCCAUGGUUUGGUCAGUGAAAAUCUCCCUCUUUUGACAGAAAAAACAAAAAAAGUAGCAGCACCUCCUCCAGAUCCACGCUUGCCUCCAAAAAGCUGCCUUCUCUUACCCCCUACUCCAGUUCGAGGAGGACAAAAAGCAGUUGUGAGCAAGAAGACUAACAUGCAUGUAUUUAUCGAUUCUGGACUUCAGCUAUUAUACAUGAGUUUGAAGAGAUCCAAGAUAAAUUCUUCCAAUGAACAUGCUUUAGAAAUGUUGGAUCCUUUUGUGAAGCUUCUGGUACACUGUCUAAGUUCUAUGAAUGUAAAGGUGAUUACUGGUGCUCUACAGUCCUUGAUCUGGGUUUUGAAAUUUCCUCUGCCUUCCAUAGAGAAGGAGUCAGAGCAACUCAUCAAACACCUUUUCCUUCUGCUAAAGGAUUAUGCUAAAGUAGGAGCUGCAAAAGGACAGAAUUUUCAUCUGGUUGUAAACUGUUUCAAGUCCAUGACGAUUCUUGUGAAGAACAUCAAGUGUUACCAGAUUACUGAAAAACAGCUGCAAGUAUUGCUAGGCUAUGCUGAAGAGGACAUUUAUGAUUCAUCACGACAAGCUACUGCCUUUGGCCUUUUAAAGGCCAUUUUAUCAAAAAAAUUGAUGGUUCCUGAGAUCGAUGAUGUCAUGCGGAAAGUCUCCCAAUUGGCAAUCACUGGACAGACUGAACAAGUUCGAGUCCAGUGUCGACAGGUUUACCUGAAAUAUGUUCUCGACUACCCUCUUGGGAGCAAACUGAGGCCCAACUUGGAGUUCAUGCUUGCUCAGCUGAAUUAUGACUAUGAAAUGGGGAGAGAAUCGGCUUUGGAAAUGAUUGCAUAUCUCUUUGAAACAUUUCCUCAGGGAUUGCUCCACGACUAUUGUGGUAUGUUCUUUGUUCCUCUUUGUUUGGUGAUGGUGAAUGACGACUCCUCUAAUUGCAAGAAAAUGGCAUCCAUGGCCAUCAAGUCUUUACUCAGUAAAAUAAAACAGGAAAAACAGGACCUGAUGUUUAAUUUUGUUACCUCUUGGUUUAAAAAUAAAAAGAGCUUACACAAACAAUUAGCUGCCCAAACCUGUGGUUUGUUUGUGGAGACUGAAGGGGUGGCUUUUGAGAGAAGACUUCGUAAUAUUCUUCCCAUAAUUGAAAAGGAAAUCAAUCCUUCAAAAUUUGAAGAUUUAACCAAGGAAACCGAAGAAAAGGCAGCAGACAGACUUCUUUUCAGUUUUCUUACGCUGAUAAGUAAACUAAUUAAAGACUGCAAUAUUAUUCUAUUUACCAAAUACUCGGAUAUUUUGGGUAAUAUCUGGUGUCACCUGCAGUGCCACUUGUCCCACCCUCAUAGCUGGGUGUGGCUAACUUCAGCCCAAAUUUUUGGAUUAUUGUUUGCCGCUUACAAACCAGAGGAACUUGUUAGCAAAUGGAAUGUCCGAAAGACUAAAAAGCGAGUCUCAGAACCUGCGGCAGUCAUGUUCCUCACAGACGAACUAGACAAAAAGAUGAAAAACCUUGCUUUAGCCUUUUGCCACCAAUUAAAGUCCAAAUUUUUGGAUCAUUCUCUGGGAGAACAGGUGGUUAAGAAUUUAUUGUUUGUGGCUAAAGUCAUAUAUCUUCUGGUACCUGACCCAGAAGAUGAUAAAGAUGCAAACGAAGAAAUGAAAGAAUAUGAAACUUUGGAUGGUGAAGCAACCAAGGAGGAAAUGGAGUGCCAAAAAGGCUCGGGAGAUGAAAACGUGGCUUCUGCUAAAGAAGAGAAAGAAGAAAUAGAGGAACCUAUGAACAAACCAGCCACAUUGUUAUGGUUAAUCAAAAAGUUAUCCCUAAUAGCAAAGAGGGAAGCUGCCUAUUCACCUAAAAACCCCUUAAAGAGAACAUGCAUCCUUAAAUUUCUUGGAGCCGUAGCAGUGGAUCUUGGCGAGGAAAGGAUCAAACCUUAUCUCCCAACCAUCUUAACUCCAAUGUUUCGAGAACUUAACAGCACCUACUCACAGCAAGAUCCUUCCCUGAAGAACCUCUCACAAGAAAUCAUAGACUUGCUCAAGAAGCUGGUUGGCCUAGAGAGCUUCUCCCUAGCCUUUGCUUCAGUGCAGAAACAGGCUCAUCAGAAACGGGCACUCAGAAAACAACAGAGAGCACUGCAGUUUGUAACAAAUCCCGAGCUUGCUGCCAAGAAAAAACUCAAGAAACACAAAAACAAAAUUGAAGCCAAAAAGAGAAAAAUAGAGUUCAUUCGCCCAGGACCUAAGGCCAAGAAACAGAGAAGCCACGGCCUCAGAGACCUAGCCAUGGUGGAAUAAGAGCAGAUGAUUUAGUUUCGUUAACUCGGGUUAUAAGAAACUUGAGCAUUUCCCUAGGGGUAUUUUCUCUGAGCAGAUAUUAACUAGGGCAAUAGCAUCCCAUUUUUGUACUGCUGGCAUAUAUAUUUAAAUUAAAUUUUAAUAUACGUGUUAUAUAUGGUACAGUUUAAUGUACUGAUAAUGCUUUCGACUUAAUGAAAUGUGCUCACUGAA